Molecule: messenger RNA, 978 nt
Organism: Condylura cristata (star-nosed mole)
Lineage: Eukaryota; Metazoa; Chordata; Mammalia; Eulipotyphla; Talpidae
Product: olfactory receptor 51T1
Exons: 1
Coding region: 1-978 (325 amino acids)
Biological process (GO): G protein-coupled receptor signaling pathway
Cellular component (GO): membrane
Molecular function (GO): olfactory receptor activity; G protein-coupled receptor activity
Source: RefSeq, a predicted model, not a curated record
AUGUGCCCUCAACCCAGCAUGGUAUUUUUCAACAACACCACAUCUUCCUCCACAAACUUCCUCCUCACUGCAUUUCCUGGGCUGGAACUUGCUCAUGCCUGGAUCUCCAUUCCGGUCUGCUGUCUCUACACCAUCGCCCUCCUGGGCAACAGCGCGAUCUUGCUUGUCAUCAGCGUGGAGAAGGGUCUCCACAAGCCCAUGUACUACUUCCUCUCUAUGCUGUCAGCCGUCGAUCUAUGUCUAACUGGCUCAACUCUCCCCACCGUACUUGGGGUCCUUUGGUUUCAUGCCCGGGAGAUCAGCUUUAAAGCUUGCUUCAUCCAGAUGUCCUUGGUCCAUACUUUCUCUUUCCUGGAGUCCUCGGUUCUGGCGGCCAUGGCCUUUGACCGCUUCAUGGCCAUCUGUAAUCCACUGAGCUAUGCCACCGUCCUUACAGGCAUGAUAAUCAUGGUCAUUGGCCUGGUCAUCUGCACACGACAUGCGGCUUUUAUAUUUCUCAUGUUCCUGGCUUUGAAGAAUGUUUCUUUCCACGGGGGCCAGGAACUUUCCCAUCCAUUUUGCUACCACCCAGAUAUGAUCAAGUACACACAUGCCAAUCCCUGGAUCAGCAGUUUUUUAGGCAUGUUUUUUCAGCUUUAUAUUACUGGCACUGACUUACUGUUUAUUCUUUUCUCUUAUGUCUUGAUUCUCCGGACUGUCCUGAGCACUGUGGCCCCCAAAAAGCAACAAAAAGCUCUCAGCACGUGUGUCUGUCACAUCUGUGCUGUCACUGUUUUCUAUGUGCCGAUGAUCAGCCUGUCUUUGACACACCACCUUCUCAGCACCACCCCAAGGGUGGUCUGCAGCACUUUGGCCAACAUCUAUUUGCUCUUACCACCUGUCCUGAACCCCAUCAUUUACAGUUGGAAGACCAGGACGAUUCGCCAGGCUAUGUUCCAGUUGCUUCGAUCUAAGAGAGUUCAGGGAGCCCCGAUAUGA